Branchiostoma floridae (Florida lancelet) is the source of this 6493-nucleotide messenger RNA. RefSeq lists its product as uncharacterized. Gene Ontology annotation, biological process: regulation of synapse structure or activity; monoatomic anion transport; transmembrane transport. Gene Ontology annotation, molecular function: neurotransmitter transmembrane transporter activity; L-glutamate transmembrane transporter activity. NCBI's taxonomy places the organism in Eukaryota, Metazoa, Chordata, Leptocardii, Amphioxiformes, Branchiostomatidae. Bases 175 to 5220 code for a protein of 1681 amino acids. The record is from RefSeq and is a predicted model, not a curated record. The transcript has 27 exons. Gene Ontology annotation, cellular component: synaptic vesicle membrane; excitatory synapse.
UGAAAAGUUGUCCCCCCGUGAUUUACGUUUUGGUACGUGCGGAAAACGAGGUCGCUUUAGGCCUUUCACUUUUUAAUUGUCACCCUUUUGGAUUUCUUGAGGAACAACAUGGAGAAACUUGACGCCGGAUGAGCCGAGUGCGUGCGCCUCCCAGGUAGUGAGUAGCGGGUCGUGAUGGGGCUGGUGUCGGACGCGUGGCGCAGGGUGCCCCGCCGGUUCUCCGUGCUGGGGCUGAUGAUCCUGGCGCUGAUCGCGCACGGAGGGCUGCAGCCCAACUUCCAGGUGGCCGUGGUCAAGGUGGUCAAGUCAGCUAUGCUGAAGGACAAACCUGGUGACCAGGGAGCGCCUCCAGAGUCCAGGGUGGAGCAGCCCGACUGUAACUGUCAAACAAGUGGGCGGGGCUUACCCUACACUCUGACGUCACAGAGCGGGGUUACUCUAACGCUCACCGACCGGGACAUCGAGAGACUUCGGACGUUUCUGAGAAAAAAUCUUAUCUUCGAUAACCCGAGCUCGGAAACAGGGGAAUCACAUGACGACAGGGGAACAGCCCAUGGCUCAGACACACCGAUGUCCAAACAAAAACAAAAACAAAUGGAAUUUUUGAAACAUUUCCUAGAAAACGAGUUAUUCCAUGAUGAAUUACUACGCAUGUCCAAGAAAAAGGACCUUCAGUCCUUAUCAUCAUUAGCAAAAGAUGUCAUGAACAGAAAGCUAAAAGAAAGUGCAGCAGCGAAACAAGACAAGCCGAAUUCUCUGUCGAGCUCGUCAUCUCAGCAAGUCAGUUUCCUUGAACUGAUGGGGAGUAGCAGUGAGGAAGAAGACAUUCCCGGCAUUCCUGACAUUCCCCUUCCGGAUAAGAAAGGGUUGCCGCAGGACAAACAUAUACGUUUCUUAGAAGUUUUUCUCAGAGAGGAACUUCUGGAUGGAAAUGGCGAGUCCAGUCUGGUGGUGCGAUCUCAGCGUGAAUUUAAUCCAAACACGAAAACAGAUGAAUGGCGGCCUCAGCCCAUCACCAGACAUUGGUACAUGUCCUUUCUCAGAAAUUUCCUCUCUUAUUCAUUGGAGAAUGAGCACAGUAAAACAAAACGCGACACAGCAGAAUAUGAUGCAGAAUCCAAGUCCUUGAAACAUUUGAAAAAAUCAAGCCAAACGUCAUCAGAAGCCCAGGCCCACUCGAAGAAAGGUGGGGAGAAAGACGUGCUUCCACAGAUUCCGGCGCUGCAGGACGAGGCAGCAGAGAUAGACAUAGAUUUUGAGAAGAUCAUGGCGGAGGCCAUGGCUAUGUUCAUCCCCGGGCUGAACGAGACUGAGGAGGAAGAGGACAAACGCGGUCUCGGACAGAUGAUGGCGGCCACCACCAUGUCGCCAGCAGGGAUGGUGUUCAGUACUCACAUCUUCUUCCUGGCUGGGGCCACGCUGACGUCAUACACCGGCGGGAUGAUGUCAGCAAUCUUCUCACCCGUAAGGUUGUUGGGUGGUACAAUAUUUGCUGCCUGUAUCAUCCACAUGGUGACGCCUCUAGCUCUGAACUGUAGGAUGGACUACAUCGAGUGUGCUCUGCGACUUAUACAAGGCGGUCUGACGGGUAUAAUCGAGCCGGCGACGUACGGCGUGAUGUCUCACUGGGCGGCUAAAAACGAGCGGAGCACGGUGGUGUCCCUCAUCACGGCCGGCCUGACGUCUGCACACACCAUCGGCAUGCUGGAGUCGGUAGCGCUGUACGAGGCCAUCGGCUGGUUCUACUCCUUCUACGUCAUCGGAGGUACUGGGGCGCUGCUAGCCCUGCUGUUCUUCUUCUCAUCGCCGAGCACUCCCGAAGACGACCCGAAGAUGAGCGUAGACGAGCUGAUUCACGUGACCAAGGGGAAGGACAAGGGCAUCUCGGCAUACGACGGUGAGGACCCGAAGGGUGACGACGGCGCGAAAGGUGACGACGACCCCGGGAACAAUGAGGACGACGGAGCGAAACCUGCAGAUGACGGAGCUGCUCCAACUAAGCUCAAGAAACCCGUUUCUAGAGCGUUCACCAACACCACUUCAACGAUAACAAGUUCUUCGCCACAAAACAAACCACCCACACAGCCUGCAGCCGACGGCGAAGACAAGCCUGCGGACUCCACCGAAUCACCGAAGGAGACACCGACUGAGCCGAAGACGGAUCCGAAGAGUGCCGAUCCCCCUCCAGAGGGUCCGACGGAGGCCCGGGUGAGAUCGAGGCCGAGAUCGUACUCGUCUUCUUCAGAGUCUUGGUCAUCUGAGAAGUUUCGGCCAUUGUCGGAUUCGGACAUUCGGGAAAGGAUCGUGCACGGUGCCGACAGUUCGGACGACUCGGAAUCCGAAUACCCGAUGCCGGAUGACGACAUCGUGGCCAGGUCGAUAGCCAUCCGGAAGAGAAAAACCACGCGGAUUGUCAGGGAGCUGUCUGCUCGGUUUGGAGUGGCUGAAACAUGGGGUCCUCUGCGCCUGCGCGGUGGGACAGAGGAGGGCGACAGCGGCAGCCCCACCCCGCCUGACAUGUCUGAGGUAGCGGACAAGGCCAAGGACAUGCUGGCAAAGGUUGAAGACCUUAAGAAGAAGUUCCCUCCGUGGAGAGACAUCAUCUUCAACAAGCCUGCCGUGGCCUACAUCCUGGCGUACCUGGUCUACACGCUCACCUUCUGUGUCGUCAUCAACCACCUGGCAGACUUCUGCGCAGUCGUACUCAACGACGAGAACGAUGGAGGUCUGGAGAACAUGAUUCAGGAUCUCACAAAGGCGGCAAGCCCACCUGGCUACAGGGAGCUAACCAAGAGAGUGUCCAUUCCGUAUGAGUACAGGGCUACUCGCGGGAAUCAUCAUGGUUUUAACAUCAAAACAUGUGAGUACGGCCCGUGGUUAGGCACAUACACCACCAUCACACUCCUGAUCGCCGGCUUCCUGGCAGAUCAGCUGCUGGAUUCUGGAAAAGUUGACAUCACCGUACUCAGAAAAGGCUUCCACAUCGUUGGACAAGUCUGCGGGGCCCUCCUGAUGCUCGUCAUCAUCCUCACUAAGGACGAGAUGGUGACGUACUACGGCACUGCCGCCUUCAUGGUCUUCAUGGGCAUCACCAUGGCAGCAGGGUUUACGGUGACUCCACUGGACAUAGCUGACAGGUAUGCCGGGAUCCUGGUGGGCGUGGCGAAGACCCUGGCGAGCAUCGCGCUGCUCGGCUGCCCCAUGCUCUUCAAAUUCAUCAGCAAGUUUGGAGUCCGUGGGUUUGAAGUGGCCAUAGGAAGCAUGGUAGGGGCCAUCGUACUCGGGGCAAUCAUCUAUGGUCUUCUGGCCAGUGCAGAGCCCCUGAAGAUCGUAGUCGAGAAACCCCGACCCAAGAUCAAACUUCCAAAGUUCCCCUUCCCGUCAAUCUCCGCGCCCAAAGUGAAGAUCCCGUUCCCUGAUUGGUUCAAGAAGAGGGAGGAGCCUGAGGGCGAGGCGAAGGAGGAUGCCGGAGAGACAGGCGCUCCCAUGUCGUGGUACAAGAAAGUUCUUGACGGCGUACCUAAGCCGGACAUAAACUACCCAACUGUAGACUGGUUCCAACUGCCGACCCAGAAGGCCCUCUGUAGCUGUAUGCCCAAGAGAUAUCUGAUCGCGAUGCUGUCGUGUAUCGGGUUCCUGAUCGAGUACGGCGCCCGGACCAACAUGGGCGUGGCUGCGACGCAGAUGGUCAACAACGAGGACGUCAUGAACCAGCUGUUCCAGCCAUCUGAGUUGGAGUGGACCAUGUUGAUUGUGGGGGUGAUCCAUGGUGCUUUCUUCCUGGGCUUCCUGCUGUCCAGACCGCUGGGAGGAUUUCUGGUUUCGCGGUACCCAGCAACAAUUGUUUUUGUGCUGUCGAUCGCGGUCUCCAGUCUGGUGAACCUGUUCAUUCCCGUCGCUGCUACGGUGCAUUUCUCCAUCUUAGUGGCUCUGAGAGUGAUUCAAGGCAUGAGUGAGGGUCUCACCAUCCCUGCCUCCUAUGGCAUCUGGACGUUCUGGGCCCCGCCGGCCGAGAGGAGCAAGCUGACGUCAAUCACAGUCACAGGCCAAUACAUAGGGAUAGUGAUAGGCAUGCCCGUAUCCGGAGUGGCGGUUUUCAACAUCGACUGGCGGUUUCCCUUUUGGAUUUACGGUGGUGUCGGCCUGGUCUGGUCCCUCAUAUGGUACACCAUGGUGUACGAGUCACCAGAAGUCGACAAGUACCUUGAUCCCGAGGAGCUGAAGUUCAUCCAAGAUAGCAUGACGUCACAUCCGGGAAUCAUAUCACCCAGUGAACCUGACGCAAAAUCCGAAGCCUCAGAGGCGUCAACAGAAGCAAGCGAGCCCGCCGCGAAAACCCCGACCUCCCCCGCGUCAUCAGUCGGACCAGACCUUCCUACACAAGUCUCGCCACAGAAGACUCCAUGGAGACACCUUCUGACGUCACUUCCGGUGUAUGCCAUCUUGGUUUGUGACACCUGUGUGAAGUGGGUGGUGUACCUCAUGCUGCUUAACGCACCAAUGUACUACGUGCAGUCAUUCAAGGUCAACGAACUAGAGGCCGGUGCCUUCGCGGGUCUCCACUUCUUCCUGCUAAUGUUCGGACUGCCCCUGGUCGGGUCUCUGGCCGACUGGGUGUGGAGAACACAGUCCAUGUCCACUACCACCAUGAGGAAACUAUUCAACACUAUGGGUAUGUUCGUAGAGGGCGCCCUUCUUCUAACCGUCGGUAUGACAUCAAACAUCUACGUGUCGACGAUCUGUCUGAGUGUCGCCCUGUUCUUCCAGUCCUUCCCCCUCUCAGCAGGAUAUAACGUGAAUGCGUUGGACAUCGCGCCCCAGUUUGCCAGCUCCAUCAUGGGCCUGUCCGGUUCCCUGUCCACCAUAAUAGGCAUGGCCUGUCCCGUCGCUAUCGGGGCCAUCACCAUGGACAAGACGCCAGAAGAAUGGAACAUCGUGUUCAUCGUGUCGGCAGGACUGAUCUUGUGCGCCGGCCUGCUCUACCUCCUCUUCGGCUCCGGCGAAGUGCAGGACUGGGCGGACUUUGGGCCGAAUCCGUCCGUCUCCGCCGGUGAUCCCGUGCCGAGGGGGAACGAGUCCGGUCUGCCGAAUUUGGUAUUUCCGGAUCCGGAAACUCUUCUUGACGAGAGCGUGCACAGAGUUCAGAUGGAAGACAAAGACCCUUACAUGUACAAUCUUGGUGACAGAGACUUUAGCUACUUAGAUGAUGACGACUUUUAGCUACAAUUUAGGGUAGGCUGUACUCUAGUGUUCAACAUACUUACUACUCAUUAAAUGGAGAAGACGGUACUGAUCCGGAAAGUUACAGUAUGAUAUGGCAUGUACAUGGCAGCUAUGUACAAUUGAUGGUGGUACGACAAGAAUAGAUAUAGUUAUUUCAUAUUACUUUUUUUCGUUUACCUAUUUGAGUAGCAAUGGUUUAGCUUAGUUUUGUUAUUGUGAUUCUUGUUAUUGGGUUAACUUGAGGUGUGUCGGGAUGUGCAAUAUACAUUGACUAAAAUAGAAUAAAAUUGGAAUUUUAAUGGGUGAACAAAAUUAUUUUAAACUUAUCAUUAUUAAGACACAGUCAGUCUGUGUUGAUGAUCAUAGGUGAAUCAGGUGCCAUAUUUUUUUGUAAUAUCAUUUCAUAGUUUAAUUCAUAAUUUACGUUUGGUUAAUUUUUAUUCUUUAGGAUGCGUGAUGUCAAAAUAAUGAUAACUGAUAUUUAGAUUCUGCUAUACAUAUCAAUGCUUUACAAUUGCUUGUUGAUAGAUAAUUGCAACAACACAGUUUAUCAGACAAAAGUGGUGGUUCAAGUCAGUGUUUUAUAAGAUGCUGUGUCACGUGAUCGUAACUUACGUAAGUGAGCAUGCUACGUGACGUCACUAUUUUUUUGUACAUCAAUAUACACAAUUUUGCACCGUUGUCGUUAUGCUACAGAUCCUAUGUAAACGGAUCUUGUGAUAAUCAAUGGGCAUGAUUUACAGCUAGGCUGUAUUUCCUUGGCUUCUAGAUACAAGGCAGAGAAACUAUUUAAAUUGCAUGUGACCAUGUCAUCUUCUGACGUUUGUCAAAGCUAAAACGAUGACCUCUUUAAAGUUCACUCUCAAUUUCCACAUAGAUAACACUGUUACUAUUAGAUUGUAUGUAUUAUGUGCUUAUGUGUGCACUCUUACUGCACUUGCGUUACGCUUACGUCACUGUGGGGUUCGAAAGAUACUCAACGAAUUUCAGAGAUAAAGAACGAAUUGUCUAAGUCAUACUUUCACGUAUUACGCGAUAUCUAAAUCACAAAAGUCGGAGAAAAUAACAAAACAGUGACGCAGUGAACGAACCCAGCAGUGACGCAAGCUUGAAGCAAGUGCAAUGAGAGCGCACCUUCAGAUUUACGUUUUUAGCAUCAUGAGCGCUUGCAUUUUCAAUGUGAUGGAUAUGAUUUCGCUUGUCAUAUGAGCCAAGACUUGCGACUGCAUACGUUUGGGAAAUAAAGGUGGCAUAAUUCAUUUAGUGAUUU